GCAAAGAGGGUAGUAUUGAUGGUGUCUCUAGACAUAGAGGGGGCAUUCGACAGCGCCUGGUGGCCAGCUAUUAAACAUCAGCUGGCCGCCAGGAAAUGCCCCCGGAAUCUGUACUCCACCGUGUGCAGUUACCUCAAUGACCGCGAGGUCAUUAUUCGUUAUGCGGGCGCCGAGUGCGUGAGGCCCACAACCAAGGGGUGCGUUCAGGGAUCGAUUGGGGGGCCCAUAUUCUGGAACCUCCUGAUUGAUCCGUUGCUGGGCGCCCUCGAGGAAGAGGGCCUACGCGUGCAAGCCUUCGCCGACGACGUAGUGCUCGUCUUCUCGGGCUCCUCUCCGGAGACUAUCGCGCGGACCGCUAACUCCGUCCUCCGGCGGGUCUACGACUGGGGCUUGGACAACAAGCUGCGAUUUGCUCCACACAAGACCAACGCCAUGGUGAUUACCAAGAAACUGAAAGUAACACCUAUUCAGAUCACCAUGGGCGGCGAAAGUAUAAAGAUGGUCACAGAAACCAAAAUCCUGGGUCUUAUUAUUGACCACAGGUUGUCUUUUAAGCCGCACGUCGCCGACGUUUGCCGAAAGGCAACGGCCAUUUAUGGCCAAUUGUCAAGGGCGGCCAAGACAACCUGGGGUCUGAACCCAGAGGUGGUGAGGACCAUCUACAUCGCCGCUGUGGAGCCAAUCGUACUUUACGCUUCAAGCGUCUGGGUCCCAGCCGUAGAUCAAGUCGGAGUGCGGAAAUUGCUGGACGCAGUUCAGCGAGGGUUCGCGCGGAAGAUCAGCCGGGCCUACAAAACCGCCAGUUUGGGUGCGGCGCUGAUCCUGUCAGGUAUCUUGCCACUCGACCUGAGGAUCCGAGAGGUGGCAGAAUUGUACCGAUAUAAAAGGGGUGAGGACAUUGAUGAUAUGGCAGACAGGAAGGCUGAACAGCGGGUUAGCUUCCUGGAUGCUCCCCAUCCAGCCCUCGCUCCUGAGGUAGAGUUCUGUUGUCUCGAGGAAACUCAGACCGAGACCGACGUGGUAGAGGUGCAGGAUGACCCAGGAGAAGGAGAGGGUUACCUGCAAGUCUACACCGACGGCAGCAAGAUACAGGGCAGGGUUGGAGCCGGCAUCUCAUACAGGCGGCGAGGCUUGGAAGUCAGAGCAAGGAAACUCAAAUUGGAGAAUUAUUGCUCUGUCUUCCAAGCCGAAAUGUGCGCAAUUUCGAAGGCUAUCGAGGACAUCUUGAAGAUGCCCGACAUGAAGGUCGAGAUCCUUAGUGACUCCAGGUCGUCGCUGGAGCUGCUAAGGGAUCGAUCUUCUUUCCACCCGAUAGCCUUCGAAAUCAAAAACUUGAUCCGGCGGGCUCGAGAAAUGGGUAAAACCAUUCGGUUCCGCUGGGUUCGGGCGCAUGUAGGUAUUGAGGGGAACGAGAGGGCUGAUCACUUGGCGAAGGACGCGGCGCUCCAUUCGAAAUUGAGGGCUGCAUACGAUGGAGUGCCGAUUUCAACUCUUCGCCGUAAGAUCCGAGCCAAGACCCUCGAGGUCUGGCAGGAGCGCUACACCACGGGUCAAACCGCGAGUGUCACAAAAGCGUUUCUGCCAGACGUCGUGGCGUCUUAUAAGUUGGUUAGGGAGGACCCUUUCUCCGCUUUGAUGGCCCAAAUCAUCACGGGCCAUGGCGGCUUCUCGGCGUAUCUCCACCGGUUUGGCCUGAAGGAUAGCCCAGUGUGCAUUUGCGACGGUCGUACCGACGAAAGCGCAUUGCACCUGGUGCUCGAAUGCCCCAGGUUCGGCCGGUGGAGAUGCGACCUAGAGGUGGAAAGCGGAAUGGCCGUUACUGAGGCAAACCUUCCAGCCCUUAUGGUGAAGCCGUGGAGAAACGCUCUUGUAAAAUUUUGUAUAAAAAUCCUAGCUGACGUGCUGCCACGAAAUGGCAGUAAUAUAAAAAUUAAAAUAACCUAG
Molecule: messenger RNA, 1944 nt
Organism: Leptidea sinapis
Lineage: Eukaryota; Metazoa; Arthropoda; Insecta; Lepidoptera; Pieridae
Exons: 2
Coding region: 19-1944 (641 amino acids)
Molecular function (GO): RNA-DNA hybrid ribonuclease activity; nucleic acid binding
Source: RefSeq, a predicted model, not a curated record